Messenger RNA from Danaus chrysippus (African queen), 1197 nucleotides. The record is from the annotation of a GenBank genome assembly. Lineage: Eukaryota; Metazoa; Arthropoda; Insecta; Lepidoptera; Nymphalidae.
CUGUUAUACAAGGCAGAUAUGAAUAGGGAUAGUAAACAAUGGAGAAAUAUUUAUUCAGGAACAAGUCUUGAAAUGGAGGAUGGUUCAAAUUCUGCGGCAACUUUGAUACAACCCGGAACGUAUCAUCCCUUUAAUCGAUCACAAUGUUCGAAAUCGAUUAGAAGAAAAUAUCUUCGUGCUGUAUUUAAAAGCGGUGAAUUCAAUAUCUCCUGCAGAGCAACAAAAGGUUUAAAAGUGUUUUCGAAUUAUUUUUGUUUAUUAUUGGAAACAAGAUGGCGUUGGACACUUCUCAAUUUCUUUGCAGCAUAUAGCUGCAUUUGGUUAUUCUUUGGGCUUAUAUAUUAUAUAAUUUCAUAUAACCAUGGUGACUUUUUAGAAGAAAAUCUUCCACCUAACCAAAAUAUAUCAGGUUUCACGCCUUGUGUUAAGAAUAUUUAUGGAUUUACAUCAACCUUCUUGUUUAGCGUCGAAGUCCAUACCACUGUCGCUUAUGGUAAAAGAGCUAUAACGUUGGAAUGCGCAAACACAAUCAUAGCAAUGUGUCUUCAAUGCAUUGUUAGUUCAUUUUUCCAAGCCAUAAUGGUUGGUAUCCUUUUUGCCAAAUUAACACGACCAAGAGCAAGGACUCAAACUAUACUUUUUAGUAAGCAUGCUGUGAUUCAUCUAAGGAAUGAUAAAUUUUGUUUUAUAUUUCGUGUUGGAGACAUGAGGAAAUCCAGAAUAUUAAACAUUCAACCAAAGGCUUAUGUUAUUAGGCUCGACACUGACAAUGAUAGUUUUAAUGUUACUGAACAAAUCGAAUUGAAACUCGAUUUUGAUGAAUGUGAAUCGGCGUUCUUCCUUUGGCCUAUAACUGUAGUUCAUGUUAUAGAUUCAAAUAGUCCAUUUUAUAGACUGUCCGCAGCUGAUUUACUUUGCUGUAAAAUGGAAAUAGUGGUCGUAUUUGAAGGCAUUAUUGAAUCAACUGGUCAGCCAGUACAAGCAAGGUCAAGUUUCACCGAAUAUGAUAUACUUUGGGGUCAACGUUUUGUUUCAAUGGUUGGAUUUAACUUCGACAAGUUAAUGUACCAUGUAGAUUUUUCAAAGUUGUCCGAUGUACAACGGGUUGAUACUCCUCUCUGUUCUCCCAAUGAGUAUGAUUACCUUUUAAACAAGUUCUCUGAUUCAGUGACAUUGUCAUCUAAAUAUGAAUUUUAA